AUGGCGGCGGGGGGAGGGGGAGGAGGCGGCCGAGGGAGCAGCAGCGGAGCGAAGAUGGGGGGCAGGACUGGGGGGACCGGAGGAGGAGGAGGGGGGGGCGCGGUGGCGGCGCCUGCUCCCGAAAAGCUUCCAGUCCACGUAGAAGAUGCCCUCUCUUACCUGGAUCAAGUGAAGAUCCGUUUUGGUAGUGACCCUGCCACCUAUAACGGUUUCUUGGAAAUCAUGAAGGAGUUUAAGAGCCAGAGCAUUGACACUCCAGGCGUCAUCAGACGUGUCUCUCAGCUGUUCCACGAACACCCUGACCUCAUCAUUGGCUUCAACGCUUUCUUGCCCCUGGGUUACCGAAUAGAGAUUCCAAAGAAUGGAAAGCUGAAUGUUCAGUCACCUCUCACUGGCCAGAUAUCCCUGGAGCCGGUUCAGAACCCUCUCUCUGGCAGCAGUCUAAUGCUACACUACUGCCAGGAGAACACCCACAACCAUGGAGACUGUCCAGAGGAUUUCCGUCAGCAGCAACAGCCCUGCAAGGAUGAUAAGGUUCAGAUGCCCCUGGAAUCCGAUUCAGUGGAGUUCAACAAUGCCAUAAGUUACGUGAAUAAAAUAAAGACCCGAUUUCUUGAUCACCCUGAAAUCUAUCGUUCCUUCCUGGAGAUCCUUCACACCUAUCAGAAGGAGCAGCUAAGCACAAAAGGCCGCCCUUUUCGAGGCAUGUCGGAAGAGGAGGUCUUCACUGAAGUGGCAAAUCUUUUCAGAGGUCAGGAAGAUCUUCUAUCCGAGUUUGGACAGUUCCUUCCGGAAGCUAAGAGAUCUUUGUUCACAGGGAAUGGGCCGUGUGAUGCCAACAGUAUUCCCAAAAUGGAUCAUGAGAAACAUCUAGAAAACAGUAAGAAACGGUCCAGGUCUCUGUUGCUCCGUCCUGGGCCCAGCCCAGCCAAGAAAAAGAUGAAACUGCGUGGGACAAAGGACCUCUCUGUUGCAACCGUGGGCAAAUACGGCACUCUGCAGGAGUUUUCUUUCUUUGACAAGGUACGUCGAGUCCUGAAGAGCCAAGAAGUCUAUGAGAACUUCCUCCGCUGCAUUGCUCUCUUCAACCAAGAGCUGGUCUCUGGCUCUGAGUUGCUUCAACUGAUCACGCCCUUUUUGGGGAAAUUCCCUGAACUCUUUGCUCAGUUCAAGUCAUUCCUGGGAGUGAAGGAGCUCUCUUUUGCCUCCCCAAUGAGCGAUCGCUCUGGGGAUGGGAUGUGCCGGGAAAUUGACUAUGCUUCCUGCAAGCGUAUCGGCUCCAGCUACAGGGCCCUCCCCAAGACUUACCAGCAACCCAAAUGCAGUGGCAGGACAGCUAUUUGCAAAGAGGUGCUAAAUGAUACCUGGGUCUCCUUCCCGUCUUGGUCUGAGGACUCGACCUUCGUCAGCUCGAAGAAAACUCCUUAUGAGGAGCAGCUACAUCGGUGUGAAGAUGAGCGCUUCGAGCUGGAUGUUGUCUUAGAGACCAACUUGGCAACCAUCCGUGUCUUAGAAAGUGUACAGAAAAAACUGACCCGUAUGUCGCAGGAGGAUCAAGAGAAGUUCCGGUUGGAUGACUGCCUCGGUGGCACCUCAGAAGUGAUCCAGCGCCGGGCCAUCUACCGCAUCUAUGGAGACAAAGCACCUGAGAUCAUCGAGAGCCUCAAGAAGAACCCUAUCACCGCUCUUCCUGUUAUCCUGAAGAGGCUGAAGGCCAAGGAAGAAGAGUGGCGAGAAGCUCAGCAGGGCUUCAACAAGAUCUGGCGAGAGCAAUAUGAGAAGGCCUACCUGAAGUCUCUCGACCAUCAGGCUGCCAACUUCAAGCAGAACGACACAAAGGCCUUGCGCUCCAAGAGCCUGCUGAAUGAGAUUGAGAGCGUCUAUGAUGAGCACCAGGAGCAGCACUCUGAGGGAAGGGGAGCCACUAACGAGCCACAUCUCAUCUUCAUCUACGAAGACAAGCAGAUCCUGGAUGAUGCGGCUGCCUUAAUCAGCUACUAUGUGAAACGGCAACCCACUAUCCAAAAGGAGGACCAGGCUACUAUACGACAGAUUGUCCAGCACUUCAUCCCAGACCUGUUUUUCUCCCAGAUGCCCGAGCACCCAGUUCCUGAAGAGCUACCCAGCGAGGAGAAGGGGAGCAGCCCCAAGGCUCACCCGGUGGAGACACGUGAUCUGCGGAAAAGGCAUCCACCUGGCUCACAAGUGACCCCUGUGGAGGAUAAGGGAUCUACCCUGGUGGAAACCCAUGAGCUGAGAAAGAGGAAUCCUCCUCCUGGCCCGCCUGUGAGCCCUAUGGAGGAGAAGCCACCUGCCUUGGAGGGCCAUGAACUGCGCAAAAGAAACCCUCCAGUCCCUCCGGCCAGCCCUGCAAAGGAGAAAGGCAGCCUGGAAAGCAUCGUGCCUUCCGCCCGGUCCCACCGUACCCUGGACAAUGUCUAUACUCUCUUAUUUGCCAAUAACAACUGGUACUUCUUCCUUCGCCUUCAUCAGACUCUUUGCUCACGGCUCCUCAAGAUUUACCGUCAGGCGCAGAAGCAGCUGCUGGAAUAUCGGACAGAAAAAGAGAGAGAGAAGCUAUUGUGCGAAGGCCGGAAGGAGCGGGCCAAUGAUCCCGCCAUGGAGCUGAGGCUGAAGCAACCGAGUAAGUUGCCUUUGCUGCAUCACUUAGUGAGUGAUGACGUCUGUCUGAAAGUUGUGGAGCUGUACCUCAGCGAGCGAAAGCAUGGAGCAGCUGGUGGCAAUCUGUCUUCUCAAUGUGUACGAGCCGCAAAGGAGACCAGCUACCAAUGGAAGGCGGAACGUUGCAUGGCGGAUGAGAACUGCUUCAAGGUGAUGUUCCUUCAAAGGAAGGACCAAGUGAUCAUGACCAUUGAACUUUUGGACACAGAAGAGACUCAAACCGAAGACCCCAUGGAAGUCCAGCAUUUGACUAAUUAUGUGGAGCAGUAUGUGGGAGUGGAAGGGACCCCGAGCAGUCAGAAUGAAGGCUUCCUCUUAAAGCCGGUCUUCCUGCAGAGGAACCUUGACAAAUUCCGGCGAUGGCAGUGCCAGCAGAUCCAGGCCAUGCGGGACAAAGCAAAAAGUUCCUGGAAGCAGCUGAUCGGCGUGGAGAGUGCCUGCAACGUGGAUUGCAAGUUCAAGUUAAACACCCACAAGAUGCUCUUCAUCAUGAACGCUGAAGAUUACAUGUACCGUCGGGGAGCGCUGUCUCGAGCCAAACAGGCGGCGCCUCGAGUCUUGCUGCGGCACCACCAGCGCUUUGAAGAGUGGCACCGGCGCUGGCUCGCGAGGCAUGUCAACCGAGAAGCAGCCGAGAUGGUCCAGGACUGGCUGAUGGGGGAUGAGGAUGAGGACCUGCUGCCCUGCAAAACUACGUGUGAGACUGUCAGUAUACACGGGGUGCCUGUCAGCCGCUACCACGUGCAGUACAGCCGCCAGCCCGCCUCUCCCUGACUUCCAGUCUGUCCGCCUUCCCACCUGCCCAACCCCACCCCCCAAAUUCCAGUGGCCCUCAUGGACUUUUGGGAAGACGCCCUAUGUAUCACUGGUAUUUAUCCAACCAGCUUUUAUCGCUUGGGGUCCCCCUCGGGGGCUGCGAUGAUUUUCUUCCCCACCCCACCCCCCAACCCUACCCCAUGCAGCAUGGGUGUGCUUGUCCGAGAAAGAAUGGACCCACAGCAGAAUGGAGGCAGCUUGUGUCGCUCUCGUUUAAAGGGGGAGCUUUCCACUUAGGCCAGGAGAGAGAGAGAGAUGGAAUGGUAGGAGGAAAGAGGCCAGAGGGCUAGAAGAGACAGGCCAUUGCUCUUUGAGAAGUUCCAAAAUUGUUGCCCUUGACAUUGGGGGUGAGGUCUCUGCAACCGUAACCUUUUUGUAUCAUUGAGCAGGAAACAAAAUACCAAAUGUGGCGACUUUGGCUUCCUCUCUCCCUUUCCCCCUAUGUCCUAAUUCUGUGGGUGGUACGGCUUGAGUCGCCAAUAUACCUUGGCACCUUCUUACUUAGAGAAGUGAUGCAAGUAGAUGCUGCACCAUGGACAACUAGGGCUUUUGAAAAUAGGAGAAGCCAAGAUUCCUUCGAGAACCAUCAGUGCAAAGAAUUUAAGAGGGUUUGGAUUUGUAUUUUUUCUCCACCCAUCUCCAAACCCUUUUUUCUUUUUCAUUUUUUUAAACCUAAGUCUAAAAUUUGGCCUGGAUAAGAUUCAAAGCGUCUUCUCUUCCACACAGGCUCUGGUGUGUUCACUUACCUAUGCCAUCCUAGUUUCUCAUUUGGGUGCCUCUUAGGCAACAAGAUUUGCAGAUCCCGUCUCUGGAUAUGAGGUGCAUGUCCAGAGAUGCUGGACUGUUCAGUGGAAAGAACCCCCCCCCCCCCCAUGUAGGGUUUGAGGGUUUUGUGCUGAAGCUCUGGGACUCCCAAUUAGGGGGGGUACUGCCCUCCCUGCUUCCAUAAAGUCCUUGGUGCCUAGGGGUUUCUUCGACUUGCAAAAUAUGCGGUUGUAUCCCCCCCCUCUUCUCAUAUUCCCCUUGCAGCCAAGGGAGAGGAUGCAAUUUUGCCUUGAGCAGUAUCCAGAAGUCCCAGUUCUACCACCUUUGUCUCCAGCAGCUUCUUCUCCCAGAUUUUUAAUCGUGUCUUCUUAUGCUCCACCUGAGCAGAGACGACUGCCUGUGCCAAAUUCUGUUAUGAAACUACUACUAAACGGUAGCUUGUGGCUUAAUGUGUGUUUGAUUGGGGGGGGCGGGGGCAUCGUGAAGUUUGAGAAUUUUAUCCCCUCCUAGACCCACCCUCCUUCCUCUCCUCUUUCUCCUCAAACUUUUUCAAAGCCAUCUUUACACAUCCUUUUAUAAAUCAAUUAAUUUAUAAUCUGAGUGGACAAAGCAAGACUCUCUCCUUUGUAUCCUUCUCAUCGCUCUGUGUGGUGUUAGCAAGGGCCACAAUGAAACCAACAGAGACCUGUCAAUAGUCGGAAGAGAAGACAAGAAAAUAAUUCUUCGGUUUUUCUGAAGGAUCUCUUGCUUUUUUUAAAAAAAUUGGUUUUGGCUUGUAUUUGCUUUGCAAUUCUUUAAAUGUAGUUUUUAAAAAAAUAUUUAUUUGCACAUCAAGUAAAAUAAAAUAUUGAUUUUAAAAUGCAAAGAUUCCCUCGUUUCUCAAUUAUUGGAUGGCUUCAGAGUGCUUGACAAAGCCCUUGGGAGCAGCUCUUCAGAGCGUUUGAAA
Notechis scutatus (mainland tiger snake) is the source of this 5209-nucleotide messenger RNA. NCBI's taxonomy places the organism in Eukaryota, Metazoa, Chordata, Lepidosauria, Squamata, Elapidae. The record is from RefSeq and is a predicted model, not a curated record.